AUGGCAUCCCCUCCCAUGAACAGAUAUUGGAUUCCGCAUCUAGAUAUUCAUAAGAAGGUUAUCACUCAGGAGCUCCAGUAUUACUUGGGGCCAGACGCCACCGUUAGACCGUACACCCGAGAAGGAGAGGAUGGCUUUCUCAUCACGACGCCUGGUGCAUGUUUGACGGAUGAACAAAUCGACGACAUCUGCUUGAAGUCGAAAGAGAUGUGGGAAAAGCAGGCUGCAGCCCGCUCGCAAUUGAAUCCAGAGAAGCCGUUGAAGCGGCCAUUACACCAACCAGUUUUAAUCUCCAAGGGGUCUGGAGAAGGAUCCAAACGUCGAGGAAAAGAUCGAAGAAGUCACAUUUCUCGGCGGCCAUACGACGACAAGAAAGGAAGCGAGUCAUCACGGAAGUGA
Annulohypoxylon truncatum is the source of this 399-nucleotide messenger RNA. RefSeq lists its product as uncharacterized. The transcript is spliced from 3 exons. NCBI's taxonomy places the organism in Eukaryota, Fungi, Ascomycota, Sordariomycetes, Xylariales, Hypoxylaceae. The record is from RefSeq and is a predicted model, not a curated record. The coding region runs from base 1 to 399 and encodes 132 amino acids.